Molecule: messenger RNA, 1344 nt
Organism: Akanthomyces muscarius
Lineage: Eukaryota; Fungi; Ascomycota; Sordariomycetes; Hypocreales; Cordycipitaceae
Exons: 5
Coding region: 1-1344 (447 amino acids)
Molecular function (GO): monooxygenase activity; iron ion binding; oxidoreductase activity, acting on paired donors, with incorporation or reduction of molecular oxygen
Source: RefSeq, a predicted model, not a curated record
AUGGCGUGGCUCGUGGCCUCAUUGGCCGCCCUCGCGCUCGCCUACAUUUCCUACCAGCUCUACGCCUUUCAACGACUGCGACACAUACACGGUCCUACGCUGGCGUCUUGGACAAAUCUCUGGCUGGUGUACGCGCAGCUCACGGGUCGGAUACACAUUAUACUUGAUGAGCUUGUUUUAAAACACGGCCCUGUCGCCAGAAUUGCCCCUGAUUGGAGCCUGGUGGUACCGCGGCAUGCGCAUCGACCCUUAUCAAGACACGGUAAGGAGGUCGACAACUUGCACCAACUUGUCCAAGACCAGGUCCAAGGUCUGAUACACCUCCUCGAAAGGCACGUCGCGGAUGGCAGCGGCUCCUGCAUCCUCGACAUGGCGCAAAAGAUUCAGUAUUUUGCACUCGACACCAUUUCUUCCCUCGCCUUCGACAGCCCGUUUGGUUUCAUGGAGCAGGAUGCGGACAAGUUUCGCUACAUUGAGACGACCGGAAACACGGUCUACAUCCUCGUCGCGACGGCGCUCAUCCCUGGCGUCAUCAGCUUGAUACAGUCGCCUUACCUCCAGUGGAUUGCGCCCAGCAUCAAGAACAUGGCCGGUAUCGGAGACAUUAUUCGAAUGGCCGAAAGGGUUGUCGCGGAGCGCUAUGGCACAAAUCCGCUGGUGAAGCAGGACAUGCUGGGCUCGUUCGUCAAGCACGGCUUCUCACAAAAAGACGCCGAAACGGAAGCGCUCAUCCAAAUCAUUGCUGGGUCUGAAACGACGGCCACAGCUAUCCAAGCCACCAUUCUACACAUAAUCACCUCAUGCAACGCCUACUCUUGCCUGCAAAGCGAGAUUGCCACUGCCGAGAAGGAUGGCCGUAUAUCCACCCCCGUCACCAACGCAGAGGCGCAGUCGCUUCCCUAUCUACAGGCUGUCAUCCUGGAAGGCCUUCGUAUGUUUCCGCCUGCCGCAGCUCUUUAUCCAAAAGUCUGCGAUACAGACGAGGUUCUAUGCGGUGUUUCCAUUCCUGCGGGCACCAACGUGGCUUGGUCGCCGUGGACCAUCAUGCGGAGCAAGGAAGUCUUUGGGGCAGAUGCCAACCUUUUCCGUCCCGAGCGCUGGCUGGGCGCUUCCAAGACCAAGGCCAUGGAGCAGACUGUCAUGAUGGCCUUUGCAUCAGGCAGCCGAUGGGAGUGCCUCGGCAAAAACAUAGCCCAGCUUGAACUAAACAUGGUCUUCGUCGAGCUUUUUCGGCAUUUUGAAUUCACUCUGGUGAAUCCCACGAACCCGUGGAAGUCGUUUAAUGCUGGCAUGUUCUCUCAGAGCGAUCUUCACAUUGCUGUUACUCGCAGAAAUGCCAUGUAG